Molecule: messenger RNA, 1450 nt
Organism: Vanessa tameamea
Lineage: Eukaryota; Metazoa; Arthropoda; Insecta; Lepidoptera; Nymphalidae
Product: transmembrane protein 135-like
Exons: 10
Coding region: 145-1320 (391 amino acids)
Source: RefSeq, a predicted model, not a curated record
AGGAGGUGUCAUCCAAUCUCUUACAAUAAUAGAUAAAGUAAUAUGAUUAUCUGCAAACUAGGGUUCGCUAACUCAGUGGCACUUUGCUCGUCGAGUUGUGCGGAACGGAUUUUACAAAUGAUUUUUGAAGAUUAAAAACGUGGAAUGGUUGAAAUAAGUAAGCAUUUAUUUGAGAGUACGUGCAGAGAUGUUCACUGUAGCGUCCUCCUCCAUCCUUGGAGCAGAAGCUGUUGGACGUCAUCAUUUUCAACGUAUGGAAAUUCCUUAGUUGGGAGCGCUAAAUUUUAUCUCAUUGUACAUUUGGCACAAAACUUAAUGAAGGGCAAGAAAAUGCUGAAGAGAAAGGAGUUAAUGAAGGCCGGCGAGUAUUACGUGCGAUCAACCCUUUUGGGUGCUCUUAUAAGCGGGACUUGUGUCAGCUUCGGAUGUUUGUUGAGAUGGAUUCUCGGAAAGCAAUUCACGUAUUACACCUAUUUCUUGAUUCCCAACACGAUAAACGGCCUUUUCAUACUCUUAGAGCCCCCGAAGAGAAGAGGUCUAGUCAUAAAUUUAUUUUGUAAUCUGGCAAUCGAAUAUUGGAUGCGUACACUUGAAGUUAAUAAAAUGAUAUCCUUGACAAAAUCAAAACAAACGUUUUUGUUUAUGACCGGUAGCGCUCUCCUCUUCUAUCUUAUGCGGUUAGAAGGUGAUAGAACUAAAAGGACCCCACUAUUGUGGCUUUUUACGCCUGAAAAAGUAAGACGGAAAACAGACGAAUCAAAGGAUGUAUGUCCCCACACUGGGCCAUGUAGCCGACAUAUUUUGAAGGGUGCUUUGACAUACUUCGGGGUAGGCUUCGGUUUUACUAUCGCAAGGAUAUUAUUACCAAGAAUGUCUUCACCAUUAAAGGCCCUUUGCAGUUUAAGAAGAAGUCAUUUAAACAUGGGACUAUUCUUCGCUAGCUAUAUCGGUAUUUAUAGAGCUGUGAUAUGUUAUUUAUGCCGUAAGCAAGGAUAUGACUCAGCAUUGUACGCGUUACCAGCGGGAUAUCUCGCUGGAUUGUCGUUCUUAUUCAAACCGAGUCUCGGGUUUGCUAUAGCUUCAUUGACAGGCGCUUUUAAGUUAUAUGUAACAAUUCUUUACGAGAAGAAAGUUUUACCGGAGAACGUACCCUUAUCUCUGAUGCUGUAUUGCUUCUGUCAAGGAAUUCUGUUUCACUCGCGCAUUAUGCAUUCGGACGUUUGUCCGCAAUAUAUUUUCAAGGUCAUGAAUAGUGUUACCAAUGGAAGAACUGAAAUAAUAUUUAAUAACUUACUGGAGGUGAUCAAAAGUGCAACGUAAGCUAGACUUAAUCUUAAAAAUGGAAGACUUAUUUGCAAUUUUAAAUCGCUCACAAAGAUUGACAGAAUGAUGGAGAAUAAUGAAAAAUUUAUUGAUGCAAAUUUCAACGUAAAACAAGAUAUUAAAAUAU